Molecule: messenger RNA, 1041 nt
Organism: Drosophila montana
Lineage: Eukaryota; Metazoa; Arthropoda; Insecta; Diptera; Drosophilidae
Product: transmembrane protease serine 9
Exons: 2
Coding region: 1-1041 (346 amino acids)
Biological process (GO): proteolysis
Molecular function (GO): serine-type endopeptidase activity
Source: RefSeq, a predicted model, not a curated record
AUGAGAUUACAGCUCAUCUGCUUUGUGGCAUUGGGAAUUCUGCGCUUCUGCUCUGCGAAUGAGGCAGCCUUGCAGCCUGCGGUCCAUGUCAAAGUAGGACCAGGCAGCUUUCUUCAGUGGCUUGCCAUGAUAUUGUUGCCAGCUCCUCCAGUCACACCAGAGACCACUCCAGCUACCAUAGCCACUACAGCCAGCCACGUGCAGGGAUCCACAACAGAGCCAUCAUCGAGCCUUCCAAUCGAGCGGGAAUGCAGCAGCUGCCGCUGCGGAUUGAUCAACACGGAGCGUAAGAUCGUUGGCGGCCAGGAGACGCGCCGUCAUCAGUAUCCCUGGAUGGCUGUGUUGCUGUUGCUUGGACAUUUCAACUGUGCCGGCUCACUGAUCAACGAUUUGUACGUGCUAACAGCUGGCCAUUGUGUGGAGGGUGUGCCGCCCGAACUGAUCACCGUGAGGUUACUGGAGCACAAUCGCAGUGAUAGCGAUGCCCUGGUGCUGCAACGGCGCGCCGUGCGUGUGAAAGUGCACGAGCUGUAUAAUCCUCGGAGUCUCGAAAACGACAUUGCCCUGAUAAGACUUGAUCAGCCGGUGAGCUUUGAGGCGCCCAUGCGACCCGUUUGCUUGCCAGUGUACAGUUCCAGCUUCGAGGGGGAGCUGGGCAAGGUUACGGGCUGGGGUGCACUGCGAGAGGGAGGAUUUGCAGCGCAAGUCUUGCAGGAAGUCGAUGUGCUCAUUCUUAGCCAAUCCGAAUGCCGCAGCUCCAGCUAUAGUCCUGCCAUGAUCACCGACAAUAUGCUCUGUGCCGGAUACUUGGGCGAAGGCUCCAAGGAUGCCUGCAGCGGGGACAGCGGCGGACCGCUUCAUGUGCUCCUCGACGAGCAGCCGGGACAGUAUCAGCUGGUUGGCAUUGUCUCCUGGGGCGCUGGCUGUGCCCGACCCGACUCGCCCGGAGUUUAUACACGGGUGAAUCAAUAUCUGCGCUGGAUUGAAGCCAACACCCCUUCGGCCUGCGCCUGCAUGGAGUACCCCGAGGAAGACUACUAG